Acanthopagrus latus (yellowfin seabream) is the source of this 5195-nucleotide messenger RNA. RefSeq names its product ABI family, member 3 (NESH) binding protein b (gene abi3bpb). The record is from RefSeq and is a predicted model, not a curated record. The transcript has 24 exons. NCBI's taxonomy places the organism in Eukaryota, Metazoa, Chordata, Actinopteri, Spariformes, Sparidae. Gene Ontology annotation, biological process: positive regulation of cell-substrate adhesion; extracellular matrix organization. Gene Ontology annotation, molecular function: protein binding. Bases 360 to 2996 code for a protein of 878 amino acids.
AGACAGAGAGAGAGAGAGAGAGAGAGACAGAGAGAGACAGAGAGACAGAGAGAGAGAGAGACAGUAUGUGCAGGGGGGUGAUGAUGUCAUCCAGGCCACGCCCACCUGCAGAGGCUAUAGAUGUUGGCGUUCCGCUGGUCCACCUCUCCACACCGAGGACGUCCGACGGCUGAACAAGUCCUGAGACUGCAGGGAGAGACGCUUAGUGAAGUUGUCCAGCUCCUGGUCGCUCCUCAUCUUCAUCCUCCUCCUCAUCUUCAUCCUCCUCCUCAUCAUCAUCGUCUUCUUCAUCAUCAUCGUCUUCUUCAUCAUCAUCGUCUUCAUCAUCAUCGUCUCCUGGAAGCUGAAGCUCUGAGGUCAUGGCAGGCAUCGCUUUCCUCCUCCGAGUCCUCGUGCUGCUGCUCGGAGGGACCAUUCUGCUCAACGGCAUCCCGGCACAGAGGAUCCGAGUGCGGCGUCAGAACAUGAAGGUUCGGAUCAACGCCACCGGCGACACCAUUGUGAUGAAGUUUGUGCGUCCGAGUCCAGACGUGAAGCUGGAGGGUUACAUCCUGGGCUACGGCAGCAGCAUGUUCUCCAAACAGUUCAUCCAGCUGCCCGAGAACGGACAGCCGUACGAGACCGAGAUGGACGCCGAGCCGAAGUACCUGGUGGCCGUCCAGCCGAUCCCAGUCAACGACGUGAAGAAGCACUGCACAGGGAAGGUGAACCUGGAGAAGCCGCUCCACCUGGUGAUCGGCUCCGUCAGCCCCACCGCCGUGCUGCUGUCCUGGGGAAACUACCUGAAGACGCCCUACGAGGGCGACGUCAUGAACGAGUGCCUGGAGGACGGGUUCUACACCAUCCGCUACAGGGAGAGGAACAGGAAGUGGAUCUAUCAGACCUGCCCGACCAGCGACACCGUCAUCGACAACCUCAAACCCAACACGCCCUACGAGUUCGGCGUCCGGUCCAACAAGGACGACCGCGGCGGCAUGUGGAGCAAACCGGUCAUCCACAACACCAACAUGGGCAAUAAGAACGCACAGAAGCCGUACAAGCUGCGUAAUCCUCUCGCCAAGCCGCUGAAGCCUCUGGGUCCUCACGCUCUGUUCCCUCCUCGUCUGGCUCUGCACAACAGGACUCGAGGUUCUCUGCUCAAAAACCCGGCUUUCCCCGGAGCUCCUCGCACUUCCUUCGCGCCGCCUGAGAGCCAGCAGGAAACGUUACCUCUGCCCGGCUCCGCUGAGCCCAAAUGGCCUCACGAGUCACUCGACAAAGGAAACACUCUUAGAAAUGACUCCAACAGAGCGGUGGAUCGUCCUCCGGCCCUCCCCCAACUCCUGCCCACCAAAGCCCCUCCUGCCACUUCCACUUCCACUUCCACUUCCACUUCCACCGCCUCCCCCCUCCUUAAAUUACCCUCCAAUGCCGACUCGCAUCAGGGGCAGACCACUAAGGCACCCGAGAAGCCUCAUAACUCUGCUGCUUUCGGCAAAUCCCAGGACGGAUCCUCGCUGCUGAGAUCGGCUCUGGCCAAUGAGAGAGCCAAAACUAACAACUGGGGUGAAGGCGGCAAAAGAACCUCUUCUCCAUCACUGCCUUUGCAGCCUUACAACCCGGCAGCUACCUCGGUGGUCAGAUCCAUGAGGCCUGCAUCGAGAAACCCCCUCUUUCCCUUCUCUAAUGGCUUCAGACAACCACACUCUUCCUCUAGACCCAGUAACUCAUCCCCGACCUCUGGGAUACUCGGGGUAAACGGACAGCACCACCGGGGCCUCUCCCCACCUAAACCCGCCUUAUGGUCCCGACCUCGACUGGCGAACAACUCGUUACUGGAGGACAAGAAGUCUGAAUUCCCUGAUGUGUUCGGCCGAUCGAGUCCCACCGCCGGAGAGCGGUUUUAUGGGUCCCCGGCUCGUCCAUCCAUAACCCUCAACAAGAAACCGAACUUGGUGGGGAAACCUGGAGAAACAGACAAAGUAAACAACUUCAAGCUGACCGACAAGCUGCCGAUCCUGAAACCAAAAGUUCCUCCAGCGACCGCCAAGCCGACCAAACAGGAGCGGAAACAGACCACAACAACGGCCUCGCCAACACCUGCCAGUCGUCAGGAGACCUGGGAGGCCUCCGAGCUCUUCAAGUCCCAGCCGACUUCUGACCUGGACGCCUUGGGAAAGAAACGUUACGUUGCACCUCACGUUGUCUACCAGACGGGCAAGAAGCCGGACGAGCCGUGUUCCAUCACCUCCUCCCUAAACUACUUCCCCGAAGAUGAACCCGGCGAGGCAAACGUGACGGCUCCGCCCCGGUCUCCGCCCUCCAACCUCACCGUGGUGACGGUGGAGGGAUGCCCAUCCUUCGUCAUCCUGGACUGGGAGAAGACGGAUAAUGACACCACCGAGUACGAAGUCAUCUCCACCGCUAAAGGACCCGACGGCGAGCAGGUUUCCAUCCUGACCACCAACCAGACUCACACCGCCGUGGAGAACCUCAAACCUGAGAGCAGCUACGAGUUCAAGGUGAAGCCGAAGAACGAGCUGGGUGAAGGUCCUCUCAGUGAGCCGGUGUCCUUCAACACAGAGUCCGCCGACCCGCGGGUGAGCGAGAACGUCUCAGGAAAAGACGCCAUCUGGACUCAGUUCCCCUUCAAGACGGACUCGUACUCCGACUGCCACGGAAAGCAGUACGUGAAGAGGACCUGGUACCGCAAGUUUGUCGGCGUCCAGCUGUGCAACUCGCUCAGGUACAAGAUCUACCUGAGCGACUCGCUUAACGGUAAAUUCCACAACAUCGGCGAUCAGACCGGCUUCGGUGAGGAUCACUGUCAGUUCGUCGAUUCCUUCCUGGAUGGAAGAACCGGCAAGCAGCUGAGAGCCGACCAGCUACCGUCCAGACCCGGUUUCUACCGAGCCGUCCGUCAGGAGCCGGUCCACUUCGGCCAGAUCGGAGGACACUCCCACGUCAACUACGUCUCAUGGUACGAGUGCGGGACGCCCAUCCCCGGAAAAUGGUGAACAGACUGAGUCGUUCUCGGAGACGCCCAGGAGGGGAAUCAUCGGCGACUGCAGCAGGGGUCCUAACAAACCUGCCUGACCUCUUACCCAGUGCUGUAAAAACAUGUACAGGACAUACUCGUCAGGGAAUUAGUAACGAGAGAGCAUUUUAAAAAAUAUGUACUAGCAAACAUGCCUCGUCUUUACUAUUUAUCAAGCAACAAGGCUAAACUGGUAGAAGAGCAGGAGGAUCGUGGAGCUGCUCUCCGCGGUGUGGGCGGGUCGCAGACUCACGCUAAGAUAUAUUUUAUUUUGUGUUAAGAUAAUGGGAAGCUGGCUCCCUGGAAUACUAUUUUCAUAACUUGUGAGAUGUUAUUUAUCAAAAGGUCUUUGGUUACAUUUCUUCACGAGGUCCAACAGGUGAGAACUCACAGGAUGUUUUCAGGACGUGACGCUUCUGCUGCUCGUCUGGUGUAAAUGUUCAACAGUCUGUCUGUUUUUAAGGUACAACCAUGAAGAGACACGCAAACUCGACUGCAUCCUGCUUCUGACCAGCACAACCAGUCUUCUCCUGGUAAACAGCAGAUUAGUGUGUAGAAGCUCUGCUCCAUGUGGAGGAGAGGAACUUUUCUGCCUGAUCAUAAACACAAUUUAAACUUUAGACAACAAUAAAAAGUAUAGAACGUCUUCAUUGACGGUUGUUCUGCUCCGCUCACAGAAAAAGUGCCAAAAAUGUAAAAAGUUUGGACUCCAGAAAAACGAAACCUUGAAUUUAAGUUAGUGUACAGAUUCAAAUGCAGCAUCAGUGCCUGAAAUCAGUUCCACGUCAAACGCUAGACGUGUCUCGUACGUCUCGCACUAACAUGAGCUGCCUCUGCUAGCCGGCCGGAGGCGCCUUCACUUGCAAUUUGCACAACAGAAAUGUAUUUAUAUGUAUAUGGAGAGAAUGUAUUUGUUCAAUACAUUUUUGCAGAUGCAUAUCAAUCACCACCGAGGCCUUUUUCUUUUCUUUCACUGUACUAUCGUGCUCUUCUUCUUCUUCUUGCGUCAAGCUAAAGCAGGGCAAGAAGCUAACGAUGUAGCCUGAUAGCUAACAGUCGGGGUAAUAAAACAAUCUCCUGCUUUAAACAGUUUCUUUCUUUAUUUUACCAACUAAAUCUGCUGCAGGAGCAAACAGCUUGAGUUCUUUGCUCGGUAGCGCUAGCUGUGUUAGCAACCAUCAAACUACGUCUCGUGUUUCGAUAAAAUAACUAAGAAAUCUCUCUCUGAUGUUUUGAUUGUACAUUGCAUUGUGUCAUCAACAGAAAAGAUUUUGCUGACUGACUUUGAGUUGCAGAAGAAUAACAGUUCCUGAAAGGAACUGGAUGAAUUAUAGAGAGUUUGUUGUCUCAUUUUGGAAUAUUUGCAUUUCACCAGAAAUAUCUGAUUUGAAAAAAAUACAAUUUAAAGUACAGCUAAAGCAGAGUUAGCUCAGUUAGCCUCCAUCUGGCUAACCGCUGACAUAUUUUUGGUUGAACAUAUUAGAUCGGUACACAAAAACUAUUUCCAACCCUGUGAAAUGUAGUCCUGUAUUUGGGCUACAAGCUAACAUGCUAAUCUUCUUUUAUAACUAUUUAAAUCAAUUGUCUUUGCUUGUGGCCGCCAUUAAUCUUCCGUCCUGACUCUUAAUUUGAAAACAUUUAAAGCAGCAUUGUUAAGCACAACUAAAGCAGGGUUAGCUCGGCUAGCAUUUAGCAUAUGUCCAGGUGUUUCCAUGGUGCUGCUCUGACAUGUCAGUCUCUCUGGCAUCUGUGAAAUGAAUACUGGUACAGACACAAACUCACAGAUCGUUAGAUAAUCCUGAUUUCAUGUCAGGUGGGUGUGAAAUGAUGAACUAUGUGGACAAACAUGAGGCUGAAAUGUCAGUUGAAUGUGGUCCUGGAUUAGCUACAUGCUAACGUGCUGGUCGUGCUUUCGCUUGUGGCUACUGUUAGUUUCCUGUCCUGCCACCAGCCCUCAGCACAGCACCACCCAGUAACGCUUCAUCAUGGUGGAGUUUGUCAGCCGGUUCUGUUCCUCUGACGGUACUCGUCCACAGACCAUGUUGUCAUCAACAGAGUGCGUUGUAAAGAAAAUGAGACUGUUGGUUUCCAUUAGCAGUGCUGUCCAUGUUGUUCUACAUAUGUUUGUUUCUAUACUGAUUUUCAACAAUAAAGAAUUUUGAUUGUUUUUUUAAUAAAA